ACACAUUCUUUUAUGUAGUUUUAUGUAGUUUUUUCUUUCCCUAAAAACCGAUUGUGAAGAACCUUAAAGUUACAGGAGUUUGGUGUGUUCUUAGUUCUUAUUUGAUUUUCAAGGAUUAGCAAGAUGGAUCUCAAGAAUGUUAAGGUUCCUAAGAGGCCUGGUGGUGGUGCCGCUUCUGCUUUGAUUAAGUUAGGAGUUGUUGCUGGUCUUGGUGUGUAUGGAGUCGCUAACAGUCUCUACAAUGUUGAUGGCGGGAAUCGUGCUAUUGUUUUCAACCGUAUUCUUGGUGUUAAAGAUAAGGUUUAUCCAGAGGGGACACACUUCAUGAUUCCCUGGUUUGAAAGGCCUGUCAUAUAUGACGUUCGUGCACGUCCACAUCUAGUGGAAAGCACUUCUGGCAGUCGCGACCUUCAGAUGGUUAAAAUUGGACUUCGGGUUCUCACGCGUCCAGUACCAGACCAACUGCCCACUAUUUACCGAACUCUUGGUGAAAAUUAUAAUGAACGUGUCCUGCCAUCAAUUAUUCAUGAAACUUUGAAAGCUGUGGUUGCACAGUACAACGCUAGCCAGCUCAUCACCCAGAGAGAGAAUGUUAGUAGAGAAAUACGGAAGAUCUUAACUGAAAGGGCAGCCAACUUCAACAUCGCUCUAGAUGAUGUGUCCAUAACUAGCUUGACUUUUGGAAAGGAAUUCACGACUGCAAUUGAAGCAAAGCAAGUGGCUGCUCAAGAAGCAGAGAGAGCAAAGUAUAUUGUGGAAAAAGCAGAGCAGGAUAAACGAAGUGCUAUUAUUAGAGCUCAGGGUGAGGCUAAGAGCGCGCAGCUGAUCGGUCAAGCUAUUGCCAACAAUCCAGCGUUUAUCACGCUCAGGAAAAUUGAAGCAGCAAGAGAUAAUGCACACACCAUUUCAAAUGCAGCAAACAAAGUGUACUUGAGUUCUGAUGAUUUGUUGCUCAACCUUCAGGGCUUGAACUUGGAGACAACCGGAGGAAAGUAACCAGGAAGCGACCAUGGCAAAACGGUUUGCUAUUUCACCAUUGCAUUUUCUUCCUCUGCUUGUUAAUAUUUGGGGACUAUUCUUGGAGAUAGCUUCUUGUUGGCGAUUGAGAUAGCAAUUUGGUCUCGUAGUCUAUUUUUCUUUUCAACUUCGAAUUUUCCUUUCCAGGUCAUACACUUCUUUUAAAUGUUGUUCCUCGGAGAAUAAAUAUGAAAAUUGAAGCUAUUAAGAGAAAUCAUAUCUAGGCCUGCUCUCCAUUUCAUCCUUUA
Molecule: messenger RNA, 1265 nt
Organism: Nicotiana tabacum (common tobacco)
Lineage: Eukaryota; Viridiplantae; Streptophyta; Magnoliopsida; Solanales; Solanaceae
Product: prohibitin-1, mitochondrial
Biological process (GO): mitochondrion organization
Cellular component (GO): membrane; mitochondrion
Source: RefSeq, a predicted model, not a curated record